This is a messenger RNA of Volvox carteri f. nagariensis, 552 nucleotides long. RefSeq lists its product as uncharacterized. Gene Ontology annotation, molecular function: metal ion binding; lactoylglutathione lyase activity. The coding region runs from base 1 to 552 and encodes 183 amino acids. The transcript has 7 exons. The record is from RefSeq and is a predicted model, not a curated record. Lineage: Eukaryota; Viridiplantae; Chlorophyta; Chlorophyceae; Chlamydomonadales; Volvocaceae.
AUGGCUUCGUUGGCGGAGUUGCAGUCCACGCCUGGAGUGUGCGCUAAUCCGGACCCGGCCACCCAGGGGUUCGUGUUCCAGCAGACCAUGUACCGCAUUCGUGAUCCGGUCAAGUCGCUGGACUUCUACACGCGAGUGCUGGGCAUGAGGUUGUUGUCCAAAUUGGAUUUCUCGGACAUGAAGUUCUCGUUGUACUUCCUGGGUUAUGAGGACCUCAAGGACAUCCCCGAGGACGCGGGAGAUCGGACUGUGUGGAUGUUCCGACGUAAGGCCUGUCUGGAGCUGACACACAACUGGGGCACCGAGUCCGACCCCGCAUUCGCCGGCUACCAUAACGGCAACUCGGAUCCGCGGGGGUACGGACACAUCGGCAUUUCCGUACCGGAUGUGUAUGCGGCGUGCAAGCGGUUCGAGGAGUUGGGAGUGGAAUUUCAGAAGAGGCCAGACGACGGCAAAAUGAAGGGUCUGGCCUUCAUCCGCGACCCCGACGGCUACUGGAUAGAGGUCCUCAACGCAGACAACUCCCGCCAGUUCGCCACGUGGGGCAAGUAA